AUGACGUGGGUUGAAAGUGAAUCCUACGUCCAGAGAGACUGCAGCUUCCAGGACAAUCGAAAUCAGUAUAUUCGAGAUACCGAUCGCCGGAGCUUGAACAAUAGCCCCGACUAUAAUUCAAGAACCUAUACCUCACAAACGUAUAGCCCAGCUCAUUAUACAUUAUCAGAGUAUAGCUCGCCCCCAAACGCAGUCUUCACUAACAUUUCCUCUCACAUCCACGAUGAAGAUCUCAAUAUAUCAGAAGAAAGACCUCGAAAUACUAGAAAUAGUCAACACGAUGCCAUUGUAGCACAAAAUAGCAUUACUACCUCCACAGAGUGCAAUGACUACUUGUGGCAAGGUACCUCAUACCCAAGCCUUGAAUAUGGCACCGAAUCCAUCUACAAUUCAAAUAUCGAUCCAAGUCUUUGGAAUUGUACUACAACGAGCACUGGACCAAUCGCGCCACUUCCUGUUCUUACAGAAGCACAAAGCAUUCUCAACGAGCAACGUUUCAAGCAGUGCUGGGAUAUUCCAUCACUAGAAGCAGCAAACCCUAUGCAGAUCAAUGAAUACGCCGGAGUAACCUUUCCAUCGUGCAUGAUCGGUCAAGCUAGUAUAUCGAGAACAGCCAGUGUAAAUUCAUUCCGGUCAGCGUCGUCAGUUUCUAAACCAGAACGGGAACUCGCCUCGUCAUUUUUCGACAUGACUGAGUCUAUGACAAUUAGAUCACAAUCCCCAGGCGAAGAAUCUUAUAGAUCUGAGUCAACUUCUGGGUCACCUCUACCAAGCAUCGCAGAGAAAUCAUCAACUCGCUCAGGGAAACGGAGGCUUCAAGAGAGGAAUGACCCAAAUCAUGUAAACCGUCGCGGAGAUACCGGAAGAAGGAAGUUAGAUCGAUACUUUUGCACUCGGUGUAAUGCUUUUCCCAAAGGCUGGAAGCUACCCGAGGACUUGCGAAAACAUAAUCAAGGACAUCAUACCGAAACUGGAUUUUACUGUGCCUCUGGAGUGGAUGAGAAAUGUGCCUAUUGGAGUUCUCAGGAGUCGAGAUAUAUAGACCAUCUAAAGGUAGAGCAUGCUAGUUCACGCAUCUCACAAGAGAUUAUCCAGAAAUAUAAUACCAUAAACGGUAUUACCCUCGAUGGUAGUUACAUGUGCAGGAUACCAGGUUGUGACAAGGUUUAUAAAAGAGCAGAGCGAGGUCGUCGAGACAAGCAUGAAGAAAGGAAGGCCGCACACGUUUUUAAGGGGGAAUUGGGAAGAAGCGUAGAUCCAGCCCAUCUAUUCCCAAACAGUCAUGUGGGGUGCACAAAUGAUGAGACGAAAAGACAUGUUGAUAUGGGACAGUGCGAUUUUGCUCAUUCUGGUCCAGCCAGGGAAUCCGGGGGUGUUGGCCAGAGUAACCGUCAAUUUGAAUAA
Molecule: messenger RNA, 1404 nt
Organism: Botrytis byssoidea
Lineage: Eukaryota; Fungi; Ascomycota; Leotiomycetes; Helotiales; Sclerotiniaceae
Exons: 1
Coding region: 1-1404 (467 amino acids)
Source: RefSeq, a predicted model, not a curated record